AGCUGGUACAAAUCAGAAAAACUUCCCUAUUUUGGUCUUUAGCGAAGUGUACUCCUACCCAGCAACUAUGUCUUUUGUUGACACUCUGCGCCAGUGGGACAUGGCUGUAACUUGUGUUGACAGACAGGAUUUGUCAGAGGCACUCAAGAUUUUCCUGUCUAUCCAAGAUCCAAACUCUAAAAUUAGUUUUGACAUUGGCUGUCUCCAUCUUCUCAACAAAGACCUGGAUGCUGCUGAAAAGGCGUUUGAUUGCAGCAUACGUAAAGAUGAGCAUUUGGCUGUUGCCUUCUUUCAAAGAGGAAUGACAUUUUACAAAAAGAAGAGGUAUGAGGAGAGUUUAGCUGAUUUCCAGCAAGCUUUCAAAGCACUAAGAGGCAACCAGCUGAUAGAUUACAAAGCGCUUGGUCUCAGAUACAAAUUAUAUGCAUGUGAGGUUCUUAUCAAUAUGGCUCUGUGUGUGGCUCAGCUGGGUAACUGGGAAAAAGCCCACGAAAACCUUGUGAAGGCUCUCAAUUACAAGACAGACGCCAAGCUCAACAUCAUCGAUAAAGCUCUGGAUUCCGCCCUGAAACAGAAACUUUUCAAACCAGUCGAGUUCCCAUCAAAAGUGCUUUUCAAACCAAAUAAGCACUAUGUUGCUGAGCUGGAGAAGAAGGACUACCUGGGCAAAGCAAAGGUGGUUGCCUCUGUAGUUCCUCAGGAUGCCUUCUCUGGAUUUGCCCCAUUACAGCCACAGGUACAAGACGGUCCAACUAGUCCAAAGGAGCCGGAGGUUCUAAGGGCUUUGGAAGGAGAACCCCACACUGUCCUGUUUCAGUUUGUUCCUGAGACCAGCGAUGAGUUGGCUGUCGUGCCAGGCAAUGUUGUGUUUGUGCUGCAGAAGGGAGCCGAUAACUGGGCAUCUGUGAUCUUUAAUGGAAGAAGGGGACUUGUUCCUAACAAUUACCUGGAGCGUUUGGAGAUGUCCAUGGCUUCCAAACAGAACGAGGGAAUACCUCAGCCUCCGAGUCAGGAACCACCGACCAGACCUAAAAGAAAACCAGGUCUAACUCCAAGGAGCGACAGCAGCGACUCAGAGAGAAAGGAAGAACAGCCUCCUGACAAUUCACUUAUUGUCAAAGUCCGUUUCACAUUCACCUUUGCUGUCUCAGUACCACCUGGAUCUCCUUAUGAAAUACUGAUUGAAAAAAUCAGUAGGAAACUGAAUCUCCCUAUGACUGCAAUCACUUUGAGUCUAACCCCUGAAGCUAUGGGACAAAGUGUUAUCAAUGACAGCACAGACAUGGAAAGUGUGUGGAGUCGUGCCAGUGGUGUGCACAUCACUUUGUGGUGUUACGCAAAAGAGCAAGCAGAUCACAGUCCAAAUAUCGAGGUUCCCUUGGUGGCACUUUACUCGUAUGAGUCAUCAAAUCCAGAGGAUCUCAAGUUUCAUGAAGGCGAUACAAUCACAAUAAUCUCUAGAGUUAACCAGGAUUGGUUGGAAGGGCAAUGCAACGGGGAUACUGGUAUAUUUCCUGCGUCCUUUGUGGAAGAAGUUCCUGUCAAUGGCCAGUAAUUUAAAUGAAUGAAAGUAAGCAGCAAAAAAUAAUAAAAGGAUAAUCUGAUCAUUGGUCAGGUACUCUCUCUCUCGAAACAAUUUUAGAAUCAACCACAUUCGAUUAAUUUGUACCUAUAAAUACUUAAUAUUUACAUUUUUAAACACCUGUUCAUUCAAAUAAACUCCUCUUCAAGUGUGUCAAGUUGUUAUGUUUGGAUAAAUGCGAUAACAAAAACUAGUGAUAUCUGAUAUACAUUUUAUGAAAAAAACAUUUAAUUAUUUCUUACAUUGAGUAAUUCAAUUCAGCAAUAUACAUCUAAAUGCCUCAGGCAUGAUUAAAUAGUCUUGUGUGCUACUGGUAAGUUAUCCUUCCUCUUCAUAGGCAAUAGCUAUGCCUCUCCUGCCCUCUACUGCCUUCACCACAGGUGUCGCUCCCAAAUUCUGCUCCAAGCCACGCCAGCUUCGUUCUGCCAGAAAAGACGCUGAGAAGAGAAAGCACAAAUAUGUAAACGUAAUAUAUGAUAUUCAAAAGUAUAUUUGUAUAAGAAAAACACUGGUUGAUUGUUUUCUCACAUGCACAAGAUGCAAUAACUGUAUGAGUGCAAAGUCUACAAUAAACUCAUGGAUGUACAGAAAUUAAA
This is a messenger RNA of Trematomus bernacchii (emerald rockcod), 2178 nucleotides long. RefSeq names its product neutrophil cytosolic factor 2 (gene ncf2). The transcript has 15 exons. Gene Ontology annotation, molecular function: superoxide-generating NADPH oxidase activator activity; protein binding. NCBI's taxonomy places the organism in Eukaryota, Metazoa, Chordata, Actinopteri, Perciformes, Nototheniidae. The record is from RefSeq and is a predicted model, not a curated record. Bases 68 to 1555 code for a protein of 495 amino acids. Gene Ontology annotation, biological process: superoxide anion generation.